UUUGGUGCCACUGAACCUUCGUCAGUUCCGGCUGGAUGCAGUGAGGAGCAUGAUACUGAGAAAGUUCAGUCGCCGGCGAAUCUUGGUACUAUGCAUCGCCUUGGUGUUGCUCACCACUGUAGUUGAUGGUCCACCAGGUCCCGGUGGUCUUCCUGGUCCAAAAGGUCCUGUUGGUUUGAAAGGUGCAAAAGGUGAACGGGGCGACACAGGUCGUGACGGAGAUGAAGGUGCCCGUGGUGAUCCUGGCGCGCCAGGUCCAAUGGGACGUCCAGGACCGCGUGGGGACCCAGGACCCAUGGGUCCACCUGGAACUCCUGGUCAAAUCGGUCCUUCUGGUGCUGAUGGCCCACCGGGUCCUCAAGGACUAAUGGGACCGCAAGGUUUGCCCGGUCAGCCAGGUGAACCUGGACCAGUUGGAGGUCGUGGGUCUACCGGCGAAACUGGUUUACCGGGGCCCUCGGGCGAUCCGGGUCGGCCCGGAUUGGAUGGACCACCUGGUGUUGAUGGCGAACAAGGACCGCAGGGUCCCGAAGGAAAGGAUGGCCGGCCAGGACCCAAAGGAGACACAGGAUUCCGAGGGCCGGUAGGACCUGAGGGAAUGCCUGGACCACGAGGUUCUACCGGUGCUCCAGGAAUGCCAGGAGAACAAGGUGCAAAAGGUGCUGUUGGUGAAACCGGUCCACCAGGCAACCGUGGACUACCAGGCAAUGCAGGUCAACCGGGAGGUAUUGGAUUGCAAGGGCCUCAGGGUCCACCUGGGGCACCAGGAAAAGAGGGAAUCAUGGGGGCCCGUGGUAUGCCUGGUCCCAAAGGUUCCACAGGUGCUAUGGGUGCUUCAGGUUCUCCGGGAAGACCAGGAGUUGAUGGACGACCUGGUCUCCCAGGUCCGCCAGGCAAGACUGGUUCACUUGGAAGGGCCGGUCCACGUGGAGAGCCAGGUCAGAGUGGCGUGGUUGGAAAACCAGGACGGACCGGUCCUGUUGGUUCCCCUGGUGAGAAUGGACGGGAUGGAACACCUGGCACCGUGGGCCAACCAGGACCUCGCGGCCCACCAGGCAAACCUGGCCAAAGCGGUCAUCCAGGAGUGGCAGGAGCGGCUGGUCCACCAGGGCCUCAGGGUAACAUCGGGCAUCAGGGUCCCCAAGGAGAGCGUGGUCUUCCGGGGCCUGCUGGUCCCGCUGGCGUCAAAGGUGAAAAGGGAAUGAGGGGUUAUCCUGGAGACGCUGGUGCGGCUGGAGAUGCUGGAGCUACCGGACCACAAGGUAAACCAGGUCCAAUGGGCGAAAGAGGAGGAGUUGGACCUGUUGGGAACGUUGGCGCCCCUGGACAAAUUGGCAUCCGUGGAGCCGUCGGGGCCCCUGGAGAUCCUGGAAAAGAUGGUCAACCAGGCACUAACGGUUCUGAUGGUGAAGCUGGAGUACCCGGUCAACCUGGACCUCAAGGUCCAAUGGGACAAGCUGGCCCUCCCGGCCCACGUGGAGGCCCUGGUGAACCGGGCGAGAAAGGCAAUAUGGGUCCCAUAGGGAUUCCCGGAAGAAUGGGUGUCAUGGGAAUACCUGGUGCACCAGGACAACCUGGUCCAGAUGGAGCACCCGGCCCCAGAGGUGACCGAGGCAUUUCCGGGAUCAAUGGACUACCAGGUCAGGAUGGACAACCGGGACCUCAGGGACUGCGUGGACCCCGGGGAGCGCCCGGCAUUAUUCAAAUUCUGGCUACCAGUCAAGCACUUAUGAUUGGUUCUCCCGGUGAUAUGGGUGAAGUAGGAGUGACUGGAGAACCUGGAAUACCCGGUUUAGAUGGACAAGAAGGUCCGUCAGGUCCACCAGGAGCUGUCGGAAUUUCAGGCAAACGCGGACCAGCAGGUCCUCCUGGAGCACCUGGAAUUCCUGGAAAAAGUGGAGCACCUGGUUCUCCUGGGUCUCCUGGCAGCACAGGUCCAGUCGGCAUUCAAGGACCUCCUGGAAUUCCUGGUCCCGUGGGCGCACCAGGAGAGACUGGUCUAGUAGGACCCCAAGGAUUGCCUGGACGGCAAGGAUCGCAAGGUGUCUUGGGUAAAUCAGGUCUUCCUGGAGCGCAAGGAGAACCCGGUAUUCAAGGUAAACCCGGAAACAUUGGACCGGUUGGACCACCCGGUGUCCCAGGCAAAGACGGGGAGUCUGGUGAUCCUGGACUUCCUGGAGCAGCGGGCGAAAUAGGUGAAGUUGGGAGUCCUGGUGCUCCUGGUCGAGAUGGUAUUGCUGGAGCAAUGGGUAUGCGCGGGAUGACAGGUGGGCCAGGACCUCGUGGACCACAAGGACCACAGGGACCCAGUGGCCCUCAAGGAGCGGCAGGUCCAACAGGACCCGAGGGACCACCUGGAGAAAGGGGGCCAAAAGGAGCCGAAGGUUCACCCGGCGCCGAAGGGCCUGAGGGCCCUCCUGGACCAGAUGGGCCACAAGGAGCAGAAGGACCGGUUGGACCCGUUGGUGAACCUGGACUUGAUGGAUUUCGUGGGCUUCGUGGACCGCCGGGUGAUCCAGGGCCUGUUGGCGAACUGGGACCACCAGGAGAACGUGGACGGCAAGGACCGGCAGGUGAACGAGGAACAUCUGGCAAGCCCGGUACGCCUGGGGAGGCCGGUUUAAAGGGGCCUCCAGGAGAGAACGGAAAAGAUGGGGAGGACGGUGCAGCGGGGUUACCGGGGAGUCCCGGACCUAGGGGCCAUCCUGGCUGGUCUGGUCCUCCUGGGCCAAUCGGACCUCCUGGUCCUGACGGAGCACGAGGUGAUCCUGGGGAAGUGGGAGCUCCGGGUAAUCCUGGCCCGCCAGGCGAAAGUGGACCCAUCGGCGAGACAGGAGCUAAAGGUAUCAAGGGAAUGCGUGGUGAUGCAGGAGCGUCUGGGCCAUCUGGUCCCCUUGGAAGAGAUGGGCCUCCUGGUCCUCCUGGUCCAAUGGGUCCACCGGGACCACCUGGACCACCAGGCAUGCAUUCGGUCUAUGUGCCAACCAUAGCCAGAGACUCAGGCAGAGGAAAAGGAAAGGGCAUCUUUUCUGAUGAUCCACUAGCAAUGACAAUUCUCGGGACAGCAACAAAUCAAAAACCCAAAGGCACCAAAAAGUCGCCGGCUAUUAAUUGCAAACAGCUAGCAACACUGUACCCCAAUCUUCAAGAUGCACUCUAUUGGAUUGAUCCCAAUGGCAAUGAAAUAACCGACGCAGUUCAAGUCUUCUGUCGAAUGUCGACUGGCGAAACGUGUGUUCCUGCGAAACAGGCGGUUGUCACCGGAACUGAGGACGAUGAAAUCACUUAUGAAGUGGAUGGUACUCAACUGAGUUUCUUGAAACUGUACAGUACGUCUGCAAGUCAAUCUAUUUCAACUUCCUGCCACAUCCAAGUGAAUGACUACUCAGUUCCUAACAAAACCAACACUCUCUAUGCUGAUAACGGAGUGGAAAUAACGGGCAAUCACCCGCAUUUACGAUAUAGCGAACGAAAGGAACAAUGCACGAGCGAGUACCCAGCCAGCAGAUUGACGUUAGAAGUACGAGGACCUUCCAGUCGAUUGCCUGUUCGAGACAUCCUACUGGACGCGAGUCUUUCCUCCGUAGGAUCAGUCCAGGUUGGGCAGGUCUGUUUUCAAUGAUUUAUAAAACACGUUUCUGCGUAUUUGUCCACGACUGACAGAGAGUUUGAAGACAGAGUUCUCUUGUGAACCGCAGACGCCACUGUACUUAUGGCUGAUUGCAGAAAUGUGCACAACUUCCAGCAGUUUGCUUUCUUGUGAUUUGUCGUGUAUUCCCGACCAGCGGAAUAUAAGUUUUCUUACAU
This is a messenger RNA of Opisthorchis viverrini, 3807 nucleotides long. RefSeq lists its product as hypothetical. NCBI's taxonomy places the organism in Eukaryota, Metazoa, Platyhelminthes, Trematoda, Opisthorchiida, Opisthorchiidae. Gene Ontology annotation, molecular function: extracellular matrix structural constituent. The transcript has 11 exons. The record is from RefSeq and is a predicted model, not a curated record. Bases 50 to 3622 code for a protein of 1190 amino acids.